Penicillium angulare is the source of this 1029-nucleotide messenger RNA. RefSeq names its product NAD(P)-dependent alcohol dehydrogenase. Gene Ontology annotation, cellular component: mitochondrion. The coding region runs from base 1 to 1029 and encodes 342 amino acids. The transcript has a single exon. The record is from RefSeq and is a predicted model, not a curated record. Gene Ontology annotation, molecular function: oxidoreductase activity; zinc ion binding. Lineage: Eukaryota; Fungi; Ascomycota; Eurotiomycetes; Eurotiales; Aspergillaceae.
AUGUCCAAUUCGGCCCCCACACCCACAACAAUGAAAGCAUGGCUCUACAACAGCGCAUCCGGCGAUCUAUCUAAAAACCUCUAUCUCGAUACCUCCGCUCGGACACCCCCGUCCCCAGCUCCUCACGAGAUCUACGUCCAAGUACUCACCGCAUCCCUAAACCCAGCCGACUACAAAGUCCCAACAUGGGUCUUCGGGAUCGCAGCCCAGAUAGUGAUAGGGCUACCCGCGUCCCCAGGAAUGGAUUUCUGCGGUCGCAUCCUCGCGACCGGAUCACAAGUAACGCAGUUUUCCCCGGGACAGCUCGUUUUCGGCUGCCACAGUCGUCCAAUGAAAUACGGUAGCUUGGCAGAGUACCUAUCUAUUUCUGCUGAUCUUGUCGCUGCCGUACCGGAGGGUGUAUCUCCCGAGUCAGCGGGUGCGAUUGGGAUUGCAGGACAAAGUGCCUAUCAAUCGUUAAACGGGUAUGUGAAAGAGGGGGAUAAAGUGCUUAUUGUGGGUGGAUCUGGAGGGUGUGGGUUAUUUGCUAUUCAGAUAGCUAAGGCUCUUGGGUGUCAUGUUACUACUACUUGUUCGACGAGGAAUGUGGAGCUAUGUCGAAGUCUUGGAGCUGAUGAGGUUAUUGAUUAUACGGCUGUGGACGAUAUAGCUGGGACUCUGCGAGAACAGGGGGUAGUCUUCGAUCAUAUUGUUGAUCAUGUUGGACUGCCGAAGGAUCUGUAUUAUCAUUGUCAUCAUUUUUUGAAGGAGGAUGGUGUGUUUUUGCAGAUUGGGGCGUUGAGUAAGUCGAUUUACCCGGGGAGGAUUGGGUGGCCUUCGAUACUUGGUGGUGGACGGAGGAAGUUUCGUCUUUUCUUCUUUGCUAAUACGCAAGCACACGUUGCUGUCAUUGGGGAGAUGUUGCUGAAGGGGACUUUGAAGGUACAUGUGGAUAGUGAGUAUGAGUUUGAGAACGCUAUUAAGGCAUUUGAUAGAUUGGCCUCGGAUAGGACUAGAGGGAAAGUUCUUAUUCGCGUAGCUAAAGAGUAG